CGGCCCGACGCCGACCGCGACGCUGAGCCGACCGCCGGAGCGCCGGGCAAUGGCGGCCUCGACGGCCUCGCACCGGCCCAUCAAGGGGAUCCUGAAAAACAAGAGCUCGGCGGCCAGCUCGGUGGCCAGCGCGGCCGAGCAGCCCGGCCGCAGCGUGGACGAAGAGCUCAGUAAAAAAUCCCAGAAAUGGGAUGAAAUGAACAUUCUGGCAACAUAUCACCCAGCAGACAAAGACUAUGGUUUAAUGAAGAUAGAUGAACCUAGCACACCUUAUCAUAGUAUGGUAGGUGAUGAUGAUGAUGUAUUGAGUGAUUCAGAAGCCAGUGAAACCAUAACCCCAGCUCUCUUAGCUAAAAAAUUAGCUGCUGCCGAAGGCUCAGAGUUAAAGUAUCGAGAUCAAGACCAGGAAAGUAGUGAUGAGGAUAGUGACCUCUCACCUGAAGAACAAGAAAAGAAGCGACAGUUUGAAAUGAAAAGGAAGCUUCACUACAAUGAAGGACUGAAUAUUAAAUUAGCUAGACAGUUAAUUUCGAAAGAUCUAAAUGAGGAGGAAGAGGAAGAUGAAGAAAUGCCAGAGGAAGUUACAUCUGGAGGAACUGUGAACAUGGAAGAAUCAAGUCAAGGAUCUUCUACAAGUGACGAACUGAAAAACCAAUCACAAAGUUCGUAGAAGAAAUUUGUUCCACACUGUAAUUGUCAUAUAUGGACCCUCUUCUUUUAAUAUACUGCUUCACUAUUAAUGACUUAUGUACCAAAGUGCAUAUGUUAUUAUAUAUUGCCAAGAAUUAAAUAACUUUAGAGACCAUAGAGAACAUGCCUAAUUGAUGCGUAUAUUCUUGUGUCUAAUACUUUACCACAAAAACGGCAUAAUG
Molecule: messenger RNA, 872 nt
Organism: Suncus etruscus (white-toothed pygmy shrew)
Lineage: Eukaryota; Metazoa; Chordata; Mammalia; Eulipotyphla; Soricidae
Gene: PPP1R2
Product: protein phosphatase 1 regulatory inhibitor subunit 2
Exons: 6
Coding region: 50-670 (206 amino acids)
Biological process (GO): regulation of signal transduction
Molecular function (GO): protein phosphatase inhibitor activity
Source: RefSeq, a predicted model, not a curated record